AUGGCGGAUUCCGAAGGUGACGGAUUCCGCGGGUGGGUCAGAGAGCGGGUUGGCUUCACGGCGAAGGAGGAGAAGAACAAUCACGAGCAAACCACCGGAGUUUGGAUGGAUAAAAUAUUAGAAUCAUCGAAUGUGGAAGGAAGAUGGAUUCCAUGGGACCAGAGUGGUCAGGUAUUGCGAAUUAUGAGGCAGAACCAAACAAACGUUGGAAACAAAGACACAAAGGGCUUGUGUUGUGGUUGUGGCAUGCCACGGGGUCCGUCUAACGUAGCUUUCUUCACAAUUUGGUUGUUCUUGAGGCUCCUUAGUGCAGAUCCUCGAGACAAAACCAGUGACGUUAAUGCGUUUUAUUGGCGGGAAGAAAACAAAUUUGGGUAG
Messenger RNA from Sphenostylis stenocarpa, 378 nucleotides. The record is from the annotation of a GenBank genome assembly. Lineage: Eukaryota; Viridiplantae; Streptophyta; Magnoliopsida; Fabales; Fabaceae.